CGGAUUAACCCCAUCUCGCCUCCUUCUUGAACUGUGCCUUCUGCUUCCUUCAACGGUGCCCGACACCAUGGCUCCGCGCUGCCACGCCCUGCUCCUGGCAGUUUUCGUGGCGUUUGCGGCUCCCGCCCACGCCCGCGUCCUGUCGCAGGCAGCAGGCAAUGUGCGGUGGUGCAUGCCCGCCGCCAAUGAUGCCGUGGCCGUCCAGGCUUGCACCUCUGCCGUCGCCCUGGCCAACACUGCGGCCGUGAACUUCACCUGCGUCGCUGGCGGCAGCAGCGAUGGGUGCCUGGAGCUGAUCAGCGAGGGAGGCGCUGAGAUCACGACCCUGGGAGGAGCAACCAUGAUGGCUGCCCACGAAACCUACAGCAUGGAGCCUCUAGCAGCAGAGUUCUACGGCGAUCUCAAUGGUGCUUCGUACUACAGCGUCGCGGUCGUGCCCAAGGCGUUCUGCACCGCCGGCGUUACCUUCGCGAGCCUCAAGGGCAAGCGCUCGUGCCACACCGGCUAUGGCAGGACAGCCGGCUGGACGCUUCCAGUUGGGUACCUUGUGGAGAGUGGCGUGGUCCCCAAGGUCAACACUGACACAACAGUGAAGGCGGAUGCUGAGAGCAUGGCCUCCUUCUUCUCCACCACCUGUGCUGCCGGCAGCAAUGAGGAUGGCCCUCUGGUUGGCGGCGGCAAGUGGGAUGGCAUGUGCACUGGCUGCAAGGGCGACUGCACUGACGCUGACCCCUACUACAACUACUCUGGUGCCGUGCGCUGCCUCAUGGAGGGCGCAGGUGACGUGGCCUUCACCAAGCACUCCAACCCUCUGGAGUAUGCCAAGGAUGGCACUGAGGCUCAGACCUGGUCCACCCUGAACAAGGCCGAUAUGAUGCUGCUUUGCCCCACGGGCGGUUGCAAGGCUCUUGACCAGUACGAGUCCUGCAACAUUGCCAAAGCACCCGCAUACGCAGUAAUGGCCACUGCGGAGGUGCGCUCCAGCGCCCUGGGCAAGAGCAUCCAGGAUGCUCUGGUUGCGGCUGGCAAGAACCCUGCCUACCUAGAUGCCACCAAGAACAUUGGCGACGUCGCUGGCUUUGCGUACUCAGAUGAUACUGAGGGCAUCCUGGCUGUCAACACUCCUUUCGUGGAGUAUGUUGGGAACAACACGAUUCAGGCGUUCAAGGGCGUUGCCGGCCUGGAGACGGCUGCCACCCCUGCCCCCAGCACACCGACACCGACCCCCACCCCGACCCCCACUCCAGGCGCCUCGGCAACUACUGUGAACUGGUGCAUUCCGGUGGAGUCGGAUGCCGUGCUUGUCGAGGCGUGCAACACUGCAGUGGCCACUGGCAACACGGCUGAUGUGACCUUUGCCUGCGUUGCUGGCGGCAGUGAUGACGCCUGCCUGGACAUGAUUAGCAAGGGCACUGCCGACCUGAUGGUCGUCGGAGGCAGCGAGCAGCUCCCAGCCCACGAGCAGUACAAGCUCGAGCCCAUCGCAGCAGAGUAUUAUGGUGACCUGGCUGGCGCCUCCUACUACAGUGUGGCUGUGGUGCCCAAGGACUUCUGCGCCGACUCCAGCUCCUUUGCCGACCUGAAGGGCAAGGGCUCUUGCCAUACGGGUUACAGGAAAACGGCAGGCUGGAUGAUGCCCGUGGGCUACAUGACUGGGAACGACGUGAUCCCACGCGUGGAUGACAACGACGAGGUGCAGGCAGAUGCGGAGAGCGUUGCCUCCUUCUUCUCCACCACAUGCGCUGCCGGCACCGGUGCCCUGCUCAGCGGUGGCACUUGGGACGGCCAGUGCACUGGCUGCAAGGGAGACUGUACAGAAGCUGACCCGUACUACGACUACGCUGGGUCCGUGCGCUGCCUGAUGGAGGGCGCAGGUGGCGUGGCCUUCACCAAGCACAUCACGCCCCUGCAGUACGCCAAGGACGGCACCGAGCCUGAUACCUGGUCCACCCUGAACAAGGCCGAUAUGAUGCUUCUUUGCCCCUCUGGUGGCUGCAAGCCGCUCGACCAGUACGAGACCUGCAACAUCGCCAGAGUGCCGGCACGUGCAGUCAUGUCGCGUGCCGAGAUGCAGUCCACUCCUCUGGGGGCUUCUGUCAAGAAGGCUCUGACAGAUGGCGGCACUGAGCUGGCAACCGCGCUGAUUGGCAUCGGCGGAGAGUCGAAUCUGCUGCUCGGAGAGGACACCAAGAGCUUGCUGGCAAGUUUGAAUGGCAUGCAGUGUUAUGCAACCCAGGAGACGUAUUGUACUGCUGCCGGCUCUGGAGAGCUGCCUUGCUUGCUGCCUAGGGCUGCAUCAGCUGCCCUGAUUGUCUAUGCCACGCCAUGCCCCGGCCCGAAUGCAUACCAGAGCAUGACCAGCCUGGACGAGGUGGCCACCCAGAAUGCAGACCCCUCCACCUCUGCCCCCACCUCCACCGACUCCGGCAGCAGCGGCGUCAGCUCCGGCGCCGCGGCCGGCAUCGGCAUCGGCUGCGCGGUGGCUGGCAUCCUGAUUGGCGCUGUGGCCAUGUCGCUGUUUGCCAAGCGCAAGGCUGCGUGGCAGCCGCAUUCGGAUGCAGGCGCCCCUGUCAUGAACGGCGGGCGGGCCGGGUCCGAGUCGUACAAGUUGUGAUGGCAUAAAGUAGCCUUGAAUUAAAUCGGUGGCUCGACUGCACAAAGUAGAAUAUUCAUGUUUCUGCCGUUUAGUGUUUCACCUGGGCCAGCCCCAUUCUGGGUUUCAUUCGAGUCCCCUGCCUCGCUGUGUGUAUUGCUCUGCUCAUCAGCACAUUCGCCAAUGCAUUGCCACGCUGCAGCUUGAUGUCAGCUUGGACAUGCAGCUUGGAGAUGGCAGCUUGGACAUUUCCAACUCUCCGAUGACCCCCAUUUGGGCCAUCUCCGCACUCAAGCUAUCUCUUUCAGUGUUUUGGCGGUUAGAGAGCAACUGUAACUUGUCCUCCCACCCCAC
This is a messenger RNA of Chlorella variabilis, 2947 nucleotides long. RefSeq lists its product as hypothetical. Gene Ontology annotation, cellular component: recycling endosome; early endosome; plasma membrane. Lineage: Eukaryota; Viridiplantae; Chlorophyta; Trebouxiophyceae; Chlorellales; Chlorellaceae. Gene Ontology annotation, biological process: iron ion transport. The transcript is spliced from 22 exons. The record is from RefSeq and is a predicted model, not a curated record. Bases 68 to 2614 code for a protein of 848 amino acids.